Molecule: messenger RNA, 5238 nt
Organism: Micropterus dolomieu (smallmouth bass)
Lineage: Eukaryota; Metazoa; Chordata; Actinopteri; Centrarchiformes; Centrarchidae
Gene: prr14
Product: proline rich 14
Exons: 11
Coding region: 158-3922 (1254 amino acids)
Source: RefSeq, a predicted model, not a curated record
UACAUCUACGAGUCGCUGUAGGGCGCCGUCCGGCAUGUCUUGUUUACGGUGAGGUCGGAAUACCAGCCUGCGGUUGAGCUAAACGUUUCUGAAUAGCCCUCCAUCCCAGAUAUCAGAAAAAGAAGGACAGACAAGGAGAGAAAGAGAGAGCAAGGGGAUGUUGACUUGUGCCUCUGACCUGCUCCCUCAGAUAGUUUGUCCAAUGGAUGAAGAUUCUAUUCCCCCAAACCGUUUCUGUAGUGCACCUCCCCACAGUGAACCUCCACCACCUUUCCUCCCCCUUUCCUCCAUCACUCCCAGCUGUGCGAACGAUGGAAUAUCUGGACACAGAAGGAGCGGUCGCAUUCAAGGGAUCAGAGGACAGCUGUCCAAAAAGCAGAGCAAUACAGACAUCGGAGCAGCUCAGAAACCAUCCAGACAGAAUCCAUCCCCCACAAAGAGACAAAGGGAGAGUGGGAGCAUGGUACAAGCGUCACAGUCCAAGCAGCCAAGAGUUGAAGGCCAACAUGGACAUGAGAAACAAAACAAGGAUGGAUUUGAUUUUGGUUGUGCAGCAGAGUGGCAAAAUAAACAAAUGGACCAGGAAAGCCCACAGAAGAAUCAGAAUGUCUCUGCUGCUGAAAAUGUAGUCGACAAUCCCACUGAGAAUCUUGAUGCCACUAAAUCUGACAUGGAUACAUGCGGAGGAUUGGUUGUUGGAAACACUCUAGAAAAUGCAUCUGCCCCGAAGGGAUGGGUGAUCGGCCCCCUGUUUCAGUCCUUCAGGUCGAAGAUGGCGAGUUUCACAGAGAUAGUAAUGAGUCCUGUUAAACUCUUCAGAGCUAAUAGCCCUCCACCAUCCAUGGAUCCAGAUAAACUCAGUGACUGUGAGCUACAGGCUGAUGAAACAUCUGAUGAUGAACACGUAGAGCCAAGUGAUUUUUUUCAUCAAGAAGCAAAAUGUGAGAAUCGGAGGCUCAGUGAAGUGGAGGAUGCUCAAAAUGCAGAAACUGUUCUUAACUAUUCCAAAAAAAAAUCAUUUAACCUGGAGUUGUCAACACACAGCUCUGAACAGCCAGAUGAAUGUGCUGUUACUCAGAAAGAAAUAAACUCACCUGAUUCUGUGCUGUUGCAACACAGCCCCUUACCCUGCAUUGUUUCUGAGGAAGUUUCCGAAUCUAAUGGGUCUGUUAUUAGAUCCUCUAUACUGUUACACCCCUCCGUCCGUCUAAGUGCCUCACAUGAAUCCAAGUUAAACCUGUCCAGUACUAAGGAGUACCAGAAAGGCAAACUGACUGUCAGGUUGAAACCACUGCCAAGGAGGUGUAGAGGAAAUAGAACUGAAGCAAAGAAAGCUACUUUAACGUCUGAAGUCACAAUGGAAGAGUCUUACUCAGAGGUUUUUGAUGAGCAGGUUUCUCACAGGAAUUCAGUCAAAUCAAAAGCUGACUCAAGAGAUAUUGAGAAAACACUGUCAUUAUCUUCCCCCAUCUCUCAUGAUCUGCCUGACACAGACUGUCCUCAGCAUGAUGGGGAUGACGAUGGCAGGAAAGUUGAAAGUUGCCACUUGGUUUGCCAAAACCUCCAAAAUAUCUUACCUGACAGUGACAAGCCUAAUUUGGAUACUCAGCAACUGGAGUGUCAGGUAAACACUGAAACUUAUUCAGCUGCAAGUCUUGGGAGAGCAAAGAGGGCGCUGAAACAGGACUGUCAUUCCCAAGACUUUGUGAAGAGGAAAAGAUUGACUGCAGAUAUAUCUACAAAGGAUACAAAGGCUUCAGAUGGUGGCGUAUUGAGAGCGCUAAGACCAACAAGGAAGGAAGUUGUGUCGACAAAUACAAUGGUGGAUAAGGAAGAAACGGUGAAGCCUGCUCGAAAAAGACAGGCGGUUUCAGCAAGACCAAAUAGGAAAGGAAAAGGUGGACAAGAAAGCCUUGCUACGAUAAAUGAAGCAGCGUUUAACACACAGAUUGAAUGUUCCUCUCAUGCGAUGUUGGUUUGCUCACUGGAUAAAAGCAGUGGCGUAUCGGAGAACUGCCAAAAGGACAGCAGCAGCCAGGUCAAGCCCCGUGGUUCAUGCAAAAGACUGAAGUCAAAAACAGGUCUUGAUAAAUCUGAUGUAAACAUUGAUAACAGUAUGGAUCUGGAAACCACUGUGGCAAUCACCUCUACAAAACAAGGAAAGCAGGAACUGUUAUCAGAGGUCCUUGUCCCCAAUACCUGUCAGCAUGUUCAGAAAGAGGAGACCAGGACAAUGGAGGUGAACCGGGCGUCCAAGAGACCCAAGAAGGGUUUUAGAGGUGCUGUUGAAUCAUCUGCGUCAGGUGGGACUCAAGAGACAAAGCAAUGUAUCAAUAACUUUAAUUUGAUAACCAAAGAAAACCAGUCUAAAGAAGGCAAAGGUAAAACCCCGACGGACCCUGUAUAUUUUGAAAUGACACCUUUGGAAAGUAAUCACCAACUUGUUCCUUCACCCUUGCAGCCUCAUUUAGACUGCUAUGUACAAUUAAGUAAUGGCGUUAAGCAUGUCCUGGAUGAGAAAGAAAUGAGUGCUACUUCUUUGGCAGAUGAGGUAUUUCCCACUGAUGCUGAAGCCAGUAACUACAGCAGCACCGGUGUCUCAAGGUUAAGGUCUAGCGCAAGAAGGGUUAACAUUAAGCCAAGGAGAGCAGAUAACCAAAGGAGGAAAUGCAGGGUUUUGCACAGCAGGACACGUAAAGGUGAAGAGGUUACAAACUCAGUCACUAUGGAUGAUGCAGACCUGGGUACAGCAGGACGCUCAUCAGAAAAAAGCCUUUCACGGCGCCUGUUACGCAGCUACUCUUGCCCAGAGAUCCCUUCCCUCCGUUCCCAUGACAUGCCUUGGACUUCUCCUCUGUAUUCACCCCAUCACGGCAGGAUUCACACAGCACAUCAGCAUCAGUCUCCCCACACUCCUCUUGCCCAUCAUGCACACAAAUCCCUGCAGCGUGCUCGUCGACACACAGUCUGCAGUGUCGAAGUGGAGAGGGAGAUUGCCCCGCUCUGCCUUCGAAAGGAGGUGUACCCAUCCAGAAGAUCUGUCCCGUAUGACAGCACCACCCAACACUUGUCUGCUAGUCUUGCACUUUCUCCCAGCACUUCCCUCUCAGCUCUUGCUUCCUGUUUCCUUUCAAGCCCCCUGGCUUUCCUUUCUAAGAAAUUUGACAGCAGGGGAGCUGCUACCAGUUCCAGCACUUCCAGUCCUUCCUCUCCCACCUCCUCUUCUUCGUACUCAUCAAGCUCCUUACCGUGGCGCCUUCCAGGAUUCCUCCAAAGAACUGACUCCUCUAGUGCUGCCUUAGACUCUAGCAGCAGCGGGAAUCCCCUGGAGUGUCAGAUUGAAAGAAGGAGUGAAGAGGAGGAUGACGGCGAGGACACAAGCUCAUCCAGUCAGGAGUUUGAAGAUGUAGGGUUGAGAGAAGAAAAGGCCUUUUCUGAUUCUGAAAUCAAGGUGGUGCAAAAGCACGAGGAACGAGGGAAGGUGUCGUCUAUUAGAAUUCGCAAAACUUUACCCAAACCUCAGAACAACCUGACACCCAUGGGUCUGCCCAAACCCAUCAGGCUGAAAAAGAAGCAGUUUAGUUUGGAAGAAAUUUACACCAAUAAGAAUUUCAGCAAACCCCCUGAAAGCCGGCUGGAGACCAUAUUCGAGGUGCCUCUCAAUCGCCGGAAUGGUUCUGAGUCCUGGUUUGGCCAGAGGCGUGUCAAGCGAUUUCUGGAGUUCCUGGAAGUCGGCGAGGCCAGAAAACCAAAGAAGACCCUUGUUGGUUUUGCUAAGGCAGGUAUGUCAUCUUCCAGGACAAGACGAGGGUGCUUCCCGAAAGACGAACCGUCCCUGGGUGUGCAGGAUGUGGACUCACUUCUCUGUGCCAAGCUGGAUCAGUUGAAUUUGUGGUUGAUACAUGAUCACAAAGACAGCUGACAGAUGCCUCUUAAAUGUCCACUGUUUGGCAGCCAUUUAAAAAAAGCACUGUAAGAGAUAAUGCUGUUUUAAAUGACAAUGUCUGUGUUUUCAGCAUGAAGAGUCUUGUGAUUCUUCCAGCUCUUUUUUUUUUUUUUUUUUGUCAGCACAAUCGGUGUAUAGUUAUUGUGUAGACAAGGUAUUAUUGAAGAAUUAAAUUUUCAUUCUGUAGCAUGUGUAGCCUGCAAGUUGAAGACUAAAAACAUCAUAGCACCAUAAAUGUAUUGCCUCAUAGAAGUUGGUUAUAAGCCUAGUGGUUGAUAUAUACAGUAAGCCGCUUUUUUGUCAUUAAUGCACUCACACGUCUGCCGUCCAUUUUAACCCCGGGCCACUUUCCAUCUGCGAUAAGUGAAAUUGUUUAGAGCAAACCUUGACAUCGUUGAUUUAAACCCUUGUACAGUGUCAUAGCAUUUUUGCAUUAUCAGUUUUUUUUUUUUUUAAAUCUCAGACUUGCCCAGAGUAUUACAAACCUGCACAACCUCCCUGGGUGAGUGUUAAUGCCAUUUGUUUGUUUCUUUAAAAAAGAAAAAUGAGAACGCAGAAUGCAUAUGAUUUCUUUUGUGCUGUCUUGUUUAAAAGAACGCAUUGUAUUACAUUAGUAGUCGUGACCUAGUCAUUGUAAGUUAUUUUAUAAAGGCAGCUAAUUUUUUUUUAUUAAAUGCUCAAUAUAACUUUAAAAACAUGCCAACAAGAGAUUUGUGUUUUGCAACAACCAAUUUCACAACCAGGUUUCUGUCCACUAAUUCUAUGUACAGUAUGUCUGCAAGCAGCAUGCACCAUGUAAAUAAGUUUACUCCCCUCAGGGCAGAACCUGUUCAAUUAUUCAACUGUUUGUGUUUGUAAUUUGAUGGCUGAAGAGGUUUUUUUGUAUAAAAGUCUAACUUGGAAACAAGAAGGCACUUGAGAGAGCGUUUCUAAUCAAGAGGGGCGGUGUCCAGAUUCCACUGCUAGCUGGCUUUUUAAUACCUAUGGUUCUCUCUGGAUUGAUUUGUGGUGUUGGUUUUAGUAUUGAAAAUGUAACUUCUUGAUAAACUACCUAUGUAUGAUAUGAUUCUUUUGGCCAAAUGUUUGAGGUUGCCUUAACUGUACGAUGUUCUGUUUUAAAUAGAUGUUUUGUAGGCGUAUUUGUAAUGGUUUUUUAUAAGGUCAUGUUAAGAUGCUUCAAGGAACUCAGAGGACACACGUUUGCCGUUUUUAUUAUGAAUUUCUUUUGUUUGUAUGCGUGUAUAAAAGUACAACAUUGAUACAUUAAUAAAGUAAAUAUGGUAACAAUGCAA